AUGUCAUACUUCAAAAGAAACGAAGGAACUAUAUUUUUCGCGUUCGCGAGCAUAGGGUUCAUAGUGUUUUAUUGCAUCAACUACUACUUCCGAAGAUGUAGAGACAGGUCUUCUUCAUCCGGGCACACCUCGGAAGCUGAGAUGAGUCCAAGGAGGCCAGCGCGACCAGGGCUUGAUGCCGAGGCCAUCGAGUCGUGUCCUUCGUUUGUUUAUAAGCAAGCAAGAGGGAUUGAGCCAGGUAUAGGUGAGUUAGAAUGUGUUGUGUGUUUGAAUGACUUCAAAGAUGAUGAGACUUUGCGUUUGGUACCACCUUGUGUACAUGUCUUUCAUGCUGACUGUGUAGACAUUUGGCUUUCUCAUAGCUCCACUUGUCCUAUCUGUCGUGCUGAUGUAGUUCCCUAUAGCUAACAUCGUCAGCUCAUCUUUUGAGUCUUGUCUUUGUGUAAUAAUAUUGGCAACGUAUUAUGUAAAAAUUAUUGGAAACGUAUGUUAAAUAUAAAAAUUAGAUUACUGAUGACUGAUGAGAAUUUUAUAA
Molecule: messenger RNA, 535 nt
Organism: Capsella rubella
Lineage: Eukaryota; Viridiplantae; Streptophyta; Magnoliopsida; Brassicales; Brassicaceae
Product: RING-H2 finger protein ATL39
Exons: 1
Coding region: 1-408 (135 amino acids)
Molecular function (GO): zinc ion binding
Source: RefSeq, a predicted model, not a curated record